AUUAACAGGUAGUUUCAUUUAGGUUUUAGUUUUGUUAAUGUUAAGAUUGGUUAUGGUUUGUUUUUGUUUUAGUUUUUCCAUUAUAUGAAAUGAUGGAUAUUUUUUUGUUUUAACCUUUAAAUCAGUUUAAAUUUAAUUGUUGAUUGGUAAAGGUUGAUAUCGAUGUUGAUGGAUUAUCGUUAUUUAUUUAGAUAUUAAAUAACAAUCAGUUAAUUAAUCAUCAACAGAGGCAACAAACAUUUAUUCCUCUCAUUUGGAUAAUAAUAACAAUCAACUAAUCAUCCGGAAACACCGACAACAAAUUUUAAGUGAAAUGAUUACGGUGACAAUUAAUUUAUAUUAGUGAUGUUGAUUAAUCAUUGGUUUUUACCCUUUUAAUAGUAAAUAUUUCAAUAGUAUUUAGUAUUUUUCUUAUUCUAAUUAAUUUUUGUUCACGUUAAAAUUUUCUAAACAAUCAUCAAAUUAACAGUUUAAUUAAUUGUGAUUUUCAAACAAAAAGUUUCCAAGUUGUAAACAAAAAGUUUACGUUCAAUUUGAAUGGAUGGGAUUAUCAACCCAUCAAUACAAAUCAAUGGAUUAUGUGAUCAAUUUAACCAAUCAUUUAUUACUAAAUUGGUUAAUCAUCUUAUCAACUUUUUUAAUUUUAAACCAUAUUGGAUUAAUUCAUGGAGCUGAAACUAAUCAAGCUAAUUUUGUGACCAAAGCUUUAGGAAAUGUUGUCCGUUUAUUACCUUCCAUGAGGAUUGGGAGUCGAUUUAAUCAAGGAUGUGUCGGUGGUACUAAGUGUCAAUUUUUUCUCUCCUGCUGGAUGUCCGGUGGUUCAUUGGGGUCAUCGUGUGGUCCACUUUAUACCUGUUGUAUUACACCUUCAAGUCAGGAUAUUCAGCCAGCCUUUUUUGGACCAGUGGUCAAUGAUCCUUAUUGUGGACGAAGUGCAACUCGAAUCAGUCGGAUUGUCGGCGGGUCAGAUGCUUCUUUUGGUCAAUUUCCUUGGCUUGCCUUUGUUCAGGUUGGUGGAAGCCGAUGUGGAGGUGCUCUGGUUGGUCAGCGUCAUGUUGUCACUGCUGGACAUUGUGUUGCACGAUCUCAGCAAAGUCCAACAAGUAUUAGGGUUACUUUAGGUGAUUACGUUUUACAUUCGGACAUUGAAAGUUUACCACAUGAAAUUUUCACCGUUACCGAUGUCCGGUUACAUCCCAAUUUCCGGUUUACCCCUCAAGCGGACAGGUAUGAUGUUGCCGUUCUAGUAUUGGACCGACCAGUCCAGUAUAGGGACAAUAUAAAGCCGAUCUGUUUACCCCAGAAAGGUGCCAACUUUUUGGGCAGAGCGGCUUUUGUGGCCGGUUGGGGAGCCCUUCAAGCAGGAUCCAAACUACGGCCCAAAGUAUUACAACAUGUUAACGUUCCCGUGAUUGACAAUAACGUCUGCGAGGUUUGGCACCGACGACGUGGUAUUAAUAUCAGGAUUCACGAUGAAAUGAUGUGUGCAGGUUACGAGUUUGGUGGACGAGAUGCUUGCCAGGGUGACUCGGGUGGACCCUUGAUGCUUAAUGAAUAUGGUGUUUGGUAUUUGAUUGGAAUUGUAUCUGCAGGUUAUUCAUGUGCCAAACAGUAUCAGCCAGGUAUUUACCAUCGGGUCAGUAGUUCAUCAGAUUGGAUCUCGGCUAAUGUAUAUCAAGGCAAGAAAUGAAUCAACAUGAUAAACAAUCAGUGAUUCAAAUCUCGAGUGUGAAAGGAACCAUUUUUCUUCAGAUAAACAACAAUUAGUAACAUUUUUACAACAAAACAAUUGUAAAUCAAUCUUCAUCUUUUACCAACUAAUGAUAACCAUCAACGAUCAGUAACCUCGACAAACAUUCACACACACACAUAAGUAAACACGGAUGCAAAUAGGUACCAAUAGAGAGGGUUGAUUAAGAGUCCAAUCGAAUACAGAUCAUCAUCAUCAAUAAUAAUAACAUCAAUCAUAUCCAAACGUAUUGAUUGGUCACCAAUUUGUUUCCAGUUUAACAAGUUUAAUGGAUCGUCAAGAUUUGCUGGAUAUCUGAAAUCUAAAGGAAAACAAAGACAGAGAGAAAUCAGAAUUAAGCAUCGGAUUAACGUCGGAUUAACAUGAGAAUCAUUUUUUGUUCUUAAUUAUAUUUACCUGUUGUUAUCAUUGUUGUCGUUGCCAUUACUAUUGAUACCAUCCCUUUCAUCAUCCAUCAAUUUUUUUCCUCAUAUUCAUCUCAUCAUCUUAUUAUUACCUCCUUUCGACAACAUGGAGAAUUCAAAUUUACAAUCAAGAUUCAACAACUUUUUUUUAUAGAAAAAAAAACAAUUCUAUUCACUAGUUAAGUGUGUAAAAAAUUAAUCACUAGUGACAAUUAGUGUUCUGUUCAAAUCAUCUCUUUGUAAAUCGACCAUGUUAUGUAUCUACAUGUUUAAAUUAUGAUUAUUACUCUCCUUUUCCUCUCUCUCUCUCUCUCUCCUUCCAAUCUCCAUGUUCCUUAAUCUCAUCUCAUCUUCACCAUCAUCAAGAUCAUCUCCUCGUUAUUUUUUCAUUUUCCCCUUGAAGGAACCAUUUUAGUCUGUAAAUAAAAAGAGUAAUUUCCUAGGUUAA
Panonychus citri (citrus red mite) is the source of this 2602-nucleotide messenger RNA. RefSeq names its product brain-specific serine protease 4-like. Bases 542 to 1690 code for a protein of 382 amino acids. The transcript is spliced from 4 exons. Gene Ontology annotation, molecular function: serine-type endopeptidase activity. The record is from RefSeq and is a predicted model, not a curated record. Gene Ontology annotation, biological process: proteolysis. NCBI's taxonomy places the organism in Eukaryota, Metazoa, Arthropoda, Arachnida, Trombidiformes, Tetranychidae.